AUCUGCAUAUUCACAACUUAUCUCCUAGUUUAAUCUUUGAAGUUGAUUGGAUAAAUUUCUCCAAUAGUAAAGAAAACCAAGGAUAAAUUAAACAAGUUUUUCACUAGUUAAAGUUAAUUUAUUCGUGAUUACUGUUUUAAAAUUUAUUUAUAAAAAUGAUUUUAGUUUAUUGAAGAUUGUUAUGAUUUUAGAAAUAUCUAAGGAGAAUAGUAUUUAAACAGGUUCUGAUGAAAGAUGUGUCUUAACCUGUGUUGCAGUUGCAGAGUUCCAUUGGUCUUAAAGAUGCAGACUUUGGUCUGGGAAGCGCUGAGUCCCUCAGCACUCCUCAGUCCAUCCCCAUCUUCAAUUGCUUCUUCUACCAACCGAGCAAGCCUCUAUCUUCCUUACUCCUCAAACCAGAAAUCCAAACUUUACAACGAGCCACCGAGUUCCGCCACCUACGCUUCUAUUCUCGACAAUUGUGGGUCCCCCACCAUCGGAAAACAGCUUCACGCCCACUCCAUAAAGUCAGGGUUUCAUGCCCACGAGUUUGUUACCACCAAGUUGCUCCAGAUGUAUGCAAGAAACUGCUCUUUCCAGAACGCAUGCCAUCUGUUCGACACAAUGCCCUUUAGAAAUUUACACUCAUGGGCCGCACUCCUGCGUGUACACGUUGAAAUGGGUUUCUUUGAGGAAGCCUUCUUGCUCUUUGAACAAUUGCUGUAUGAAGCAGUGGGAUUGGAAUUUUUCGUAUUCCCUGUGGUGUUGAAGAUCUGUUGUGGGCUUUGUGCUGUGGAGCUGGGUAGGCAAAUGCAUGGGAUGGCAUUGAAAUAUGGGUUUGUUAAGAAUGUUUACAUUGGUAAUGCUUUGAUAGAUAUGUAUGGUAAAUGUGGGAGCUUAGAUGAGGCCAAGAAAGUUCUGGAAGGAAUGUCCCAAAAGGAUUGUGUCUCUUGGAAUUCUUUGAUCACUGCUUGUGUUGCUAAUGGAUUGGUAUACGAGGCGUUGGAUCUCUUGGAAAAUAUGACUGCGGGUGAGUGUGGUUUAGCACCUAAUCUUGUUUCUUGGAGCGUGGUGAUUGGUGGAUUCGCGCAAAACGGUUACUAUGUUGAGUCAGUUAAACUGCUUUCUAGAAUGGUGUUGGAAGCAGGGAUGAGACCGAAUGCUCAAACGCUGGCCAGUGUUCUUCCGGCUUGUGGGAGGAUGCAAUGGCUAUCCCUUGGGAAAGAAUUGCAUGGCUAUGUUGUUAGACAUGAAUUCUUCUCUAAUGCUUUUAUUGUGAAUGGGUUAGUGGAUACGUAUAGAAGGUGCGGUGAUAUGGAAAGUGCCUUCAAAAUGUUUACCAGAUUUUCUAGGAAAUGUGCUGCAUCUUACAAUGCAGUGAUAGCUGGUUACUGGGAGAAUGGCAACGUGUUUAGGGCCAAGGAGUUGUUUGACCAGAUGGAGAAAAAAGGUGUAGAAAGGGACAGAAUAUCAUGGAAUUCUAUGAUAUCAGGGUAUGUGGCCUAUUCUAUGUUUGAUGAAGCUUUUAGCUUGUUCAGAGAUUUGCUGAAGGUAGGAAUUGAGCCUGAUUCUUUCACUCUAGGAAGUGUUCUUGCUGGCUGUGCUGAUAUGGCUUCUAUUCAACGAGGGAAAGAGAUACAUUCCCAGGCCAUUGUCAAAGGUCUGCAGUUCAACAGUUUUGUUGGUGGAGCUUUGGUAGAAAUGUACUCUAAAUGCAGGGACCUAGUGGCUGCACAAAGGGCAUUUGAUGAUGUAACUGAAAGCGAUCUUCCAACUUGGAAUGCUUUGAUUUCAGGCUAUGCCCGCUCCGAUCAAACUGAAAAGAUUGGACAACUUCUCCAGAAAAUGAAAAGAGAUGGUUUUGAACCAAAUGUGUAUACAUGGAAUGGUAUUAUAGCUGGUUAUGUGGAAAAUAAACGGUGUGAUUCUGCAAUGCAAUUGUUCACUGAAAUGCAGAUUGCAAAUUUUAGGCCUGACAUAUACACAGUUGGAAUGAUUUUGGCUGCAUGCUCUAAGUUGGCUACAAUCCAACGAGGAAAGCAGGUCCAUGCUUAUUCCAUAAGAGCGGGGCACGACUCAGAUGUUCACAUUGGAGCUGCCCUAGUGGAUAUGUAUGCAAAAUGUGGGGAUGUUAAGCAAUGCUAUCGUGUAUAUAACAGGAUAUCAGAUCAUAAUUUAGUGUCGCACAAUGCUAUGAUUACUGCCUAUGCCAUGCAUGGGUACGGGGAUGAAGGAAUUGCUCUUUUUCACAGAAUGUUAGCUGGCAAAGUAAGGCCAGACCAUGUGACUUUUCUUGCAGUUCUUUCUUCAUGUGUUCAUGCUGGAUCAUUGGAGAUUGGUCAUGAAUGCUUUGAUUUGAUGGCAACUUACAAUGUGGCGCCCUCAUUGAAACAUUAUACAUGUAUGGUUGACCUGUUGAGUCGUGCAGGCAAGCUCGACGAAGCAUAUAAACAUAUCAAGAACCUGCCAAUGGAAGCGGAUGCAGUGAUCUGGAAUGCUCUGCUUGGUGGUUGUUUUAUUCACAAUGAAGUUACCUUGGGUGAAAUAGCAGCAGAAAAACUCAUAGAAUUGGAGCCUGAUAAUCCUGGAAACUAUGUUAUGUUGGCAAACUUGUAUGCUUCUGUGGGGAAAUGGCAUCAUCUUGCUCAAACUAGACAAUUAAUGAAAGAUAUGGGAAUGCAAAAGAGUCCAGGGUGCAGUUGGAUGGAAGAUAGAGAUGGAAUUCAUGUGUUCGUUGCUAGUGAUAAGACUCACAAAAGAACAGACGACAUAUAUUCUGUUCUUGACAGUUUAACCAAUUUAAUUCGAGUUAAGCAUAUAAAUCAUUUAUGACCUCAGCAUAUAGUUAGUUAUCUAUAAAGAAUACAAAAUAGUAGACAAAAAAGUAAUCACACGCGUGGCACAAUCCCAAAAAAGAUAUAACCCCCUAAAGUAAAGAAGGCAUGAAUACCUAAUAUUGCAACACGUGUUGUUCUAUACGAGUGACACGUGUCCUAAUUCAAAUACAAAUUACUUUCCUACUAAAUCUCAAUUCAGUAUCCCAAUCUCUCAUCUUUGCUUGUCAUCCCAAUGUGUUGGUGUUUCUUUCAUCCAGAAUCUCUAAAUCUCAAUUCAUUAUCCCAAUCUCUUAUCUCAGCCCAUUAUCUAACUUGAACAACAAAAGAACGAAGAGCCGCACCAUUGUCUAAAGAGAGAACCAUCUUAAGAGUCUGCAACGUUGAAGAGAGCCAUCCUGUAACCAAGCAAGAGGCCCAUUUGGAGAGCCUCGACUUGAGGGUGAUGCAAGUACAAACCUGCAUCUAUAUUAGAAAAGGGUUAAGUUGUGUGUAUUUUUCUUCUUUUUCUUAUAUAAUUCUUAAAUGGGAAAACAAUGUAGAUGCACCAAAUUUCAUUUAGCUUUCUACGUCUUAACCAUUACAUUUAUUCAUUUAUUGGUUUUUCUCUAGGACUUCAUCAAUUUAACCUAGUACAGACAUAAAGAAACUCAUAUGCCAUAUCCUUUAAAUGUUGUUAAAGUGAAAUUUUACAAAAUACAAACUCGGUGCUUUUACGAUAUCGAUGAUAAAAAAAAAUAAAAAAAUCAAAACUUGAGGUAGGUAAUUUUUUUUUACAAAAAUACUUUUGCAAUGAUCCAAUCUACGCAUGGAACUUAGCCAUUCUACAAAUACAAUAAAAUAGCGAAAGCCAAAUGAAAUCUGAUUUGUAACGGGUAAUAAUUUGACUAUAUCAAUUUUCUUCUUCUUUAUUUAGCUUGUUGAAAUUCUUUAUAUGCAAUUCACACAAUUAUUUUCCAAACUUCAAAUAGAAAUCAACCUUAAUUGUUUCUACAUCAUACUCAUACAUACCCACUUUUCACUCUUUCUAGUAAUUUUCAUUCCCAAAAUUCCCACUUUCCUCUUACUCAUCCAAGAAACCUAUACAACUAUGUUUUUGACUUCUCAAAUUCAAGGCAAAAAAUUGAAGACGAUGGUCAUGAACUUAUGCAAAAAAAAAUGUUCUCUCUACUUUACAUCUAUAGUUCUUAUAUAAGAAAAAGAAGAAAAUACCUACAACCUAAACCCUUUUUGAUGCAAAUGAUGCACGUUUGUACUUGUCAUCCUCAAUCCCAGGCU
Messenger RNA from Vigna radiata var. radiata (mung bean), 4091 nucleotides. Its product is annotated as pentatricopeptide repeat-containing protein At3g24000, mitochondrial-like. The transcript is spliced from 2 exons. Lineage: Eukaryota; Viridiplantae; Streptophyta; Magnoliopsida; Fabales; Fabaceae. The record is from RefSeq and is a predicted model, not a curated record. Gene Ontology annotation, biological process: RNA modification. Bases 235 to 2811 code for a protein of 858 amino acids. Gene Ontology annotation, molecular function: RNA binding; protein binding; zinc ion binding.